AUGAAGCCAGGAAUAAAGCCAAUUCAUGUACUAUCAUACUAUUUGAUGAUAUUCACAAUCAUCAUGAUCGUUUAAGUCAUUAUAAGUUUUUUGAUUUUCAUUCUUGGCUCACCCGAAUACUAUAACGUGCCUGAUAAACAAGUUGCAUAAACUUCUGGAGAUUGUGGAUUUUAUGCAGAAAUAGUUGUCAUGCUUUUUGAUUUAGUCCUUGGUGUAAUAUUCGAUGUAUUUGGCAGGAAAAUACCAACAGUUGCAGGCUUAAUCGUGGCUGGUAUAUCCUUGAUCAUAACUCCUUACUUUUCAACAAUUUACCCCUCAUUUUUGAUAAUCAGAAUAUUCAUGUCUUUGGGUACUAUACCAGCCUUAAAUACUCCAUUACUGCCAGAUUAUCUCUUUGAUUAAUCUCUUGGACUCGGUAGUGCCUAUUAAUUUAUUGUAAGCGCUGCUGCGGCUGUUUUUAGCACAACUGGACUGCUUGAAAUAAAAAAAAAUGAAGAUAUAAAAUGGAUAUUUAUAGGUAUUGGUACCUACAGUAUUUGUGUUGGGAUUUUCCUAAUCUUCACCAUCAAAGAAAUGAAUUAAAUAGAGAAAUCAUCGAGAGAAAAUAAGAAAGCGUUAAAGUAAAAAUUAAGGAAAACCAUUACAGAAUUUGUUGUUUCUUUCAAAGAAGAUGCUGGAUUUUUUGUAGCUAUGUUUGGGUCAUUUUGUGUUAAAUUGACAGCUCUAACAUGCUCUCUAUUUGGAAGUCUCUUGAUUAUAGCAAAUGAAAAGAAUAGUGGAAAUCCUGAUUACUAAAAUGAUGCUCAGACUAAAAUUCAAUACAUAUUUCUGAUUGGAAAUGUAUUGCAAGUCCCAUUUUGUCUAGUUUUAGGCUAUCUAAGUGAUAAAACUAGAAUGUGGUAUUUGCUAGCUAGUGCAAGUGCUGGUGUAAUUAUAUUAUCGACAAUAACACUAUUGAGUAAGAUAGUCAAGAAAGAAUCUAGAGGCACACUAUUUAGUGUUUAUAGUUUGGCCGGAUCAGUUGGUGUUCUUUUGAUAAAUAAGUUAGGUGGAUAUCUAUACGAUAAUGUCGCACAUGAAUGGCCAUUCUUGUUAACAUUGAUUUCCUUUUCUGUAUUUUUUAUAGUGACGCUAAUACUUGGAUUUAUGAACAAACUUAAAGUUUGA
This is a messenger RNA of Stylonychia lemnae, 1167 nucleotides long. Lineage: Eukaryota; Ciliophora; Spirotrichea; Sporadotrichida; Oxytrichidae. The record is from the annotation of a GenBank genome assembly.